This is a messenger RNA of Psilocybe cubensis, 1632 nucleotides long. Its product is annotated as ENTH domain-containing protein. Gene Ontology annotation, molecular function: clathrin binding; phospholipid binding. The record is from RefSeq and is a predicted model, not a curated record. Bases 1 to 1632 code for a protein of 543 amino acids. Gene Ontology annotation, biological process: Golgi to endosome transport; endocytosis. NCBI's taxonomy places the organism in Eukaryota, Fungi, Basidiomycota, Agaricomycetes, Agaricales, Agrocybaceae. The transcript is spliced from 8 exons. Gene Ontology annotation, cellular component: clathrin vesicle coat; endosome; plasma membrane.
AUGGACAAACUCGAAUCCCUGUCGUCUACUCUCCAAAAUAUCACGCUCUAUGAUAUUAAGAGCAUGUACAACCAGGCGAAGAACGUCGUCCUCAACAUCAGUGAGAUGGAGGCAAAAGUUAGAGAAGCAACUAACGAUGAUCCUUGGGGUGCAAGCUCGACCCUGAUGCAAGAGAUCGCUCAAGGCCAAUACUUCAACGAGAUCAUGCCCAGCAUCUACUCACGAUUCAUGGAGAAAGAAGCCCGACAAUGGCGUCAAAUUUACAAGGCUCUCCAACUUCUUGAAUACUUGAUCAAACAUGGCUCGGAACGGGUUGUCGAUGAUGCACGAUCCCACAUAUCGACACUCAAAAUGCUUAGAAACUUCCAUUAUAUCGAUGACAAAGGGAAAGACGAGGGUAUCAACGUCCGCAACCGUUCUCGUGAAUUGGUCGAAUUACUGUCAGAUGUAGAAAAAAUUAGGGCGGAGCGCCGCAAGGCAAAGGCCAACAAAAACAAGUAUGUUGGCGUUGGCAAUGAUGGCAUGAGCUUCGAGUCUAGUGGAGGUGGACGUUACGGCGGUUUCGGCAGUGACAGCUUGGGCGGCGGAGGUGGAAGUUCAACGUAUGGCAACUAUAGCAAUGAUUAUCGUGCUGGGGGCAGCAGCAGUCGUGCGGAUAUGGGAGGUAGUUCCUCCUACGGUGGUAGCUCACGUCGCAACUUUGAGGAAUACAAUGCUGGAGAUGAUGAAGUGUCACAUACACCCAGCCCUGUACGAACAAGCUCUGUUCGUACACCCGUUAGGAAAAAUACAGCACCCCCUCCACCUCCACCACCUGCUCCAGUUGCAGAUUUACUAGGCGGGCUCGACGACGACACAUUUGGAGCACCAGUACCCGCGCCCGCGCCCUUGGCGAUGAACAAAGCUCUCCCGGCCGUUUCAAAUCCCAGUGUUGGCCUUGAUGAUGACGAUUUCAAUGACUUCCAAGCCGCGCCUAUACAAGCUGCACCUAUACAAGCUGCCAGUACCCCAAUUGCCCCUGCCGCAACUAAAAAACCUACUCUUAUGGAUAUGCUCAACUCGACCUCGCCACCCAUACAGCAGCAACAGCAACCUGUCAAUACCGGUUUUGCACAACCGUCUACUGGGUUCGGAAUGGGUAUGGGUAUGAACAUGGGCAUAAAUCCGGGUAUGGGCAUGGGUAUGGCUGGAGGCGCACCUGCAGGGAUGGGCGGAAUGAACAUGGGCAUGGGAGGACACCGCCAAACACCAUCAUACUCCCAGCCGGGGCAAUUCUCGGCCCCAAUGGCACCCACACCUAUGGCGCCUAUGAAAUCUACGCCAUCUGGAUUCUCCCCUGGUUCGUCGAUGUCACCUAAGCCAGCUGGGGGUGCCGCCGCCCCCGCUAAAAGCGCGAAUUUCGAUGAUUUGUGGUCGCUUUCUCUGGGAAGUACUACGACAUCCAAGCCUGCUGCUGGAACCGGUAAGUCCAUCAAGGAUUUAGAAAAGGAGAAAGCGAUGGCGGGACUUUGGGGAGGACAACAACAAUCUGGACAGGCGAAGCCGGUUGGUUCUGCUCCCUUGCCUGCGUUCGGUGGGUUUGGCACUGCUGCACCACCAUCGUCGGCCGGCAACGAUGAUCUUCUCCUGUGA